Molecule: messenger RNA, 3432 nt
Organism: Xenopus tropicalis (tropical clawed frog)
Lineage: Eukaryota; Metazoa; Chordata; Amphibia; Anura; Pipidae
Gene: strip1
Product: striatin interacting protein 1
Exons: 21
Coding region: 8-2467 (819 amino acids)
Cellular component (GO): cytoplasm
Source: RefSeq, marked provisional
GAGAAAGAUGGAGGCUUCCGGUUCUCUGAUUGUCAACAACAAAAUGAGAACAGGAAUCGGUGGUGCGGUAAUUGGCAGCCCCCAACCGGGCAAGGGACGAGAGUACAACCGUACACAGCGCAAGGAUUCAGAGGGCUAUUCGGAGUCUCCGGACCUAGAGUUUAUAUAUGCUGAUUCUGACAAGUGGGCAGCAGAACUUUCAGAAUUGUACAGCUAUACUGAAGGUCCAGAGUUCCACCUUAACAGAAAAUGCUUUGAAGAAGAUUUCCAUUUGCAUGUGCCUGAUAAAAAAUGGACAGAACUGGAUGUGUCCCAGCAGCGGGCUCACACCAUGCGUCUCCUGGAUGCUUUAGAAGUCACUGCCAGAGAAAAGAGGCUGAAAGUGGCUCGUGCUAUUUUGUAUGUAGCACAAGGUACAUUUGGGGAUUGUAGUUCAGAGGCUGAGGUUCAAAUCUGGCUGCGACACAAUAUCUUUCUGUUGCUGGAAGCUGGUGCAUUUACUGCCCUUGUAGAACUUCUAAAUAUGGAAGUAGAAAACAGUGCAGCUUGCAGCAAUGCAGUAAGGAAGCCAGCCAUAUCUUUAGCCGACAGUACAGACUUACGUGUUCUGCUGAACAUUAUGUAUUUGAUGGUGGACACUUUGCGGGAGGAGGCAGAAGGGGAUUCUCCUGAGUGGAAAGCCAUGCGGCAGACAUUCCGUACAGAACUGGGGUCCCCUUUUUAUAACAAUGAACCCUUUGCAGUGAUGCUGUUUGGCAUGGUUACAAAGUUCUGCAGCGGUCAUGCUCCACACUUCCCAAUGAAAAAGGUCCUGUUGCUGCUCUGGAAGACUGUAUUGUGUACACUUGGUGGCUUUGAGGAACUACUGGAAAUGAAAGCGCAAAAGCGUGAGAUUCUAGGUUUGCCGCCUCUUCCAGAAGACAGCAUUAAAGUUAUCAGAAAUAUGAGGGCUGCUUCCCCACCAGCUUCAGCUUCUGACCUCAUUGAGCAACAACAGAGGAGAGGUCGUCGGGAGCAUAAGGCACUUAUUAAACAAGAUAAUCUUGAUGCUUUUAAUGAACGAGACCCUUACAAAGCAGAUGACUCCCGUGAUGACGAGGAAGAAAAUGAUGAAGAUAACAGCCUUGAGAAUGAACCCUUUUCCAUAGAAAGGGAGGAAGUGAUGCCUCCAUCAGUGACUCAUCCUCCAGCUGAGCGUCUUGCCUUCCCAAAGGGCUUACCUUGGGCACCUAAAGUAAGAGAGAAAGAUAUCGAGAUGUUCUUGGAAUCGAGCCGUAGUAAAUUUAUUGGUUAUACCCUUGGAAGUGACACUAACACAGUGGUAGGUUUACCAAGACCCAUCCAUGAGAGUAUACGCACUCUCAAACUACACAAGUAUACAUCUGUUGCUGAGGUGCAGAUUCGACAAGAAGAGGAGUUUUUAAGAUGCCCUUUAUCAGGGGGAGAAGAGGAGGUUGAGCAGGUUCCUACAGAGAUUCUUUAUCAAGGUCUCCUUCCUAGUCUUCCCCAGUAUAUGAUUGCAUUGCUGAAAAUUUUGCUUGCUGCUGCCCCUACCUCCAAGGCCAAGACUGAUUCCAUUAAUAUUUUGGCAGACGUGUUGCCUGAGGAGAUGCCGACCACAGUUUUACAAAGUAUGAAACUUGGUGUUGAUGUAAACCGGCAUAAAGAAAUCAUAGUAAAAGCAAUUUCUGCGGUGCUUCUUCUGCUGCUUAAACAUUUUAAACUGAACCACAUUUAUCAGAUGGAGUAUAUGGCCCAGCACCUAGUGUUUGCCAAUUGUAUUCCUUUAAUUUUAAAAUUCUUUAAUCAGAAUAUUAUGUCCUACAUCACUGCCAAGAACAGUAUUUCAGUCCUGGAUUAUCCAUACAGUGUUGUGCAUGAGCUGCCAGAGUUGACUGCAGAGAGUUUGGAAGCUGGGGACAAUAACCGCUUUUGUUGGAGAAAUUUGUUUUCUUGCAUAAAUCUUCUGCGUAUUUUAAACAAACUAACCAAAUGGAAGCACUCAAGGACCAUGAUGCUUGUGGUCUUUAAGUCUGCUCCAAUCCUAAAACGAGCUCUAAAGGUUAAACAGGCCAUGAUGCAGCUCUAUGUUCUGAAGCUGUUAAAGGUACAGACCAAAUAUUUGGGCCGUCAGUGGAGGAAAAGUAACAUGAAAACAAUGUCAGCCAUUUAUCAGAAAGUUCGGCACCGUCUAAAUGAUGACUGGGCUUAUGGAAAUGAUCUUGAUGCUCGUCCUUGGGAUUUUCAGGCUGAGGAAUGUGCUCUUAGGGCAAACAUUGAACGUUUCAACUCAAGGCGCUAUGAUCGGACUCAUAAGAAUCCUGAUUUUCUCCCUGUAGACAACUGUCUUCAGAGUGUUUUAGGACAACGUGUGGAGCUACCUGAGGACUUUCAGAUGAACUAUGAUUUAUGGCUGGAGAGAGAAGUGUUUUCUAAACCAAUAUCAUGGGAGGAACUGCUGCAGUAGUUUGUAUAUGUAGGGAAGGUUGUAAACAGCACACUAUACUUUUUCCAAGCCUAAAAUGUUCAUUGGGCAGAUGCAGGUUGAAUACUUCUUAUCUACAUAUAUAUUCUUCUUUUACAUCCAACAGCAUCAUACUAAUCUAUCUUUGAUAUCCUAAUGCUCUGUGCUACAGAUUACAUUCCUUUUUUGUUUUGUUUUUUUUUUUUUUUAAACAUAAUGUAAUGCAGCUUUUAUUUCAGUAUUCUACCAGAAUACCAGAAGCAAUGGUAGGCUAAAGCAUUCGGUCACAAAUCCUUUUGUUUAUAAUCCCAGUAUUCUCUAGUGGUGGGAUGGCUUUAGUAACGAACUACAGGUUUGGGAUCUCUUAUCUGGGAUGGUAGCAUUUUUUGAUAAAGGGUUCUUUUCUUAAUUUGGUGCACCAUGCUUUAAGGCCACUUAAAAGUUUAAAUAUUAAAAAAGAAAAAUAUAAUAGUAUUUCUAUUAACAGGAAUUUGUCUUUUUACAAAAGAAAAAAACAAUAAUAAAGGAAAACAAAUUUGAGUUGGUAUGUAUUUGGGAGCUUUCUUCAUAGUAGAACCUAAACCUGUAGUGCAAUUUCCUGUCUUUUAUUAUAGGUCUGAAUUUGUUUUGUUUUUUACCACUAGAAUGAACAGUAUGGUAAUCUGCACUCGCCCCUUUCUAGCUCUUCUUUAAGGAAAAGGGCUUUUUUAGAUGAGGAAGGAAUGAAGAUUUGUGCAUUAUGUAAAGGUGGAAUUAUAUCCUACAACAAUUUAAUUUGAUAAGGAAUUUAUUUCUCCAUAUUUGCUGGGAACCCCACCUAAUAAAUAUUUCCUUGCACUAUAGAAUCUAUAGAUUAUAUCUCUGUACAGAGAUUCACAAAGCAUUGCAAACAGUGAUCUUACCAAAGGUUUAGAACCCAGAAUGUUUCCUCACUGAUCCUCCCUGAGCUUAAAAAAAAAAAAAAAAAA